AUCUCUCACUGUAACCACUUCUGUUUACCAUUUCCUUUAUUAUUAUUAUUAUUAUCUUACGACAAUCUCUAUACCUUAUGCCGAACCACCUUCCUUGUAAAUCCAACCAUUUCAUUUUCUUUUCUUCUUCUUGUUCUAUCUUUUUUGCUCAUCUUUUCUUGUCCUUUCUCUCAUUUUUUCCCUAUAUAUCUUCCACUCUUUCUUUUUUUUCUUCCUAUAAUCAAAGAUCAUGGAAGACUCUCCUGCUGCUUAUAUCCACCUGGUGCACCGUUUGAUAGAAGAGUGUAUCUUAUUCAACAUGAGCCAAGAAGAAUGCAUGGAAGCUCUUUCCAAACAUGCAAAUAUCAAACCAGUUAUCACCUCCACUGUUUGGAAAGAGCUAGAGAAAGAGAAUAAGGAGUUUUUUGAGGCAUAUUUGAAGAACAGAGUAGAGAGAGGUUCGGAGACAGAGACGAGGCAAAGGAUACAAAACAUGGUUUUGGAUUCUUCUAAAUAAUAAGUUUAGAUGAUUUGAUACGCAAAUUAAUAAGGUUAGUUUAGGUGUUUUCAAUUUAUUGAAGUUUGAAGAAGCGAAUUACAUGAUUAACAUCACGAUCAUGUAAUAGUAGUAAAAACCGUGACAGGGACAAAAUAAUAAUGGACCAAGGAACAACAUAGUCAUAUCAUUGUAUGGGCGGCAUAAAUGGCUUCGUUUGAUUUGUCUCUAGGUAUACAAAGUUGAAGUCAGCACUCUACAGUGAUGGCUAUGUGUGACAUGGCAUGCAUGUUUUAUAGUACUUUAUAAAAUUUUGAAACGUGUGUGUUAGACUGUGUGUACAUGUAAAUAAAAUUUAUUGUUAAAAUUUC
This is a messenger RNA of Lathyrus oleraceus (garden pea), 846 nucleotides long. RefSeq lists its product as uncharacterized. Lineage: Eukaryota; Viridiplantae; Streptophyta; Magnoliopsida; Fabales; Fabaceae. The transcript is spliced from 3 exons. The record is from RefSeq and is a predicted model, not a curated record. Bases 230 to 496 code for a protein of 88 amino acids.